This is a messenger RNA of Pogona vitticeps (central bearded dragon), 3012 nucleotides long. It is a transcript of the gene MAU2, whose product is annotated as MAU2 sister chromatid cohesion factor. The record is from RefSeq and is a predicted model, not a curated record. Gene Ontology annotation, molecular function: protein binding. Gene Ontology annotation, biological process: mitotic sister chromatid cohesion. NCBI's taxonomy places the organism in Eukaryota, Metazoa, Chordata, Lepidosauria, Squamata, Agamidae.
UCUCGGGCCUUGUAUUCUCAGGUUCCAGUUCCGCGCCCGCGAGGCCCUCUCCCUCCCAUGUUCCUUUGCGCCGCAUAGCCGCCAUCCGGGUCCCCUCCCUCUCUCUCUCCCGGCAGCGCAGGCGCCCUGGCGCCCCAUCCGGAUCUUCCGGGCCCGUCCGCGCAGGCGCCGUGCCGCUGUAUCCGGGUCCCUCGGGCCCAGCCGCGGCUGGUCCUGAGGUAAAUCUAAGAUGGCCGCCGUCGGAGGUUCGGGAGGAGGCGGAGGCGGCGCCAGCGGCAGCAAUACUACCGGGGCGGCGGUGUCCUCCUCGUCCUCUCCGGCCGCCACCACGACGCCCGCGGCCGCCUCCUCGUCCUCCUCCUCCGCUUCGGCGGGGCCUGGGGCCUCCGCGGCCGCGUCGUCUUCUUCGGCGGCGGCGGCGCCUCAGCCCCCUCCAGCCUCCCAAGGGGGGCCUCCUGGGCAGGCCUCGGCGGCGGCCGUGGUAGUACAGCAGCCUUCCGGCUCGUCCUCGGAGGCGGCCACCGGCGGAGGAGGGGGAGGGAGCGGCUCGGCGUCGUCCUCCUCCUCCUCGUCGUCCUCAGGCGGGGGCGGCAACAACAACAGCAGCGGCCACUCCCACCACCCCCCGGCCAACAACAGCAACGCCCCGGGUUCCUCGUCGUCGUCUUCCUCCUCCGGAGGGGCGGCCGGGGGCGCCGGGGCGGCCUCUUCGCCCUCCCCGUCGCCCUCCUCGGCCUCCUCGGAGUCGUGGUACGUGGCGCUGCUGGGCCUGGCCGAGCACUUCCGCACCUCCAGCCCGCCCAAGGUCCGCCUCUGCGUCCACUGCCUCCAGGCUGUCCUGCCCCGCAAGCCCCCCGCCCGGGUCGAGGCCCGCACCCACCUCCAGCUCGGCUCCGUCCUCUACCACCACACCCGCAACGGCGAGCAGGCCCGAGGGCACCUCGAGAAGGCGUGGCUGAUAUCACAACAUAUACCACAGUUUGAGGAUGUCAAAUUUGAAGCUGCAAGUCUCCUGUCAGAACUGUAUUGUCAAGAGAACUCAGUGGAUACAGCUAAGCCCCUGCUCCGUAAAGCCAUCCAGAUCUCACAGCAGACUCCGUACUGGCACUGCCGUCUCCUUUUCCAGCUUGCGCAACUUCACACCCUUGAGAAGGACUUGGUGUCGGCCUGUGACCUUUUGGGGGUUGGAGCCGAGUAUGCCCGCGUGGUAGGAUCAGAAUAUACCCGAGCGUUGUUUCUCUUAAGCAAAGGCAUGCUGCUGCUCAUGGAGCGGAAGCUGCAGGAGGUGCACCCCCUCCUCACGCUCUGCGGGCAGAUUGUGGAGAACUGGCAGGGGAACCCCAUCCAGAAGGAGUCGCUGCGUGUCUUCUUCCUGGUGCUGCAGGUGACCCAUUACCUGGACGCCGGUCAGGUGAAGAGCGUCAAGCCCUGCCUGAAGCAGCUCCAGCAGUGCAUCCAGACCAUCUCAACCCUCCAUGACGACGAGAUCCUGCCCAGCAACCCGGCCGACCUCUUCCACUGGCUGCCCAAAGAGCACAUGUGUGUCCUGGUCUACCUGGUGACUGUCAUGCACUCCAUGCAGGCCGGAUACUUGGAGAAAGCCCAGAAGUACACCGACAAAGCCUUGAUGCAGUUGGAGAAACUCAAAAUGCUAGACUGCAGCCCAAUUUUAUCCUCUUUCCAAGUGAUUUUGCUGGAGCAUAUCAUCAUGUGCCGCCUUGUCACAGGUCACAAAGCCACCGCCCUACAGGAGAUUUCCCAGGUCUGCCAGCUCUGUCAGCAGUCUCCCCGGCUGUUUUCAAACCAUGCCGCUCAGCUGCACACUCUUUUGGGUUUGUACUGCAUAUCUGUAAACUGCAUGGACAACGCGGAGGCGCAGUUUACCACCGCACUCCGGCUCACCACCCAUCAAGAGCUGUGGGCUUUCAUCGUGACCAACCUCGCCAGCGUUUACAUCCGGGAGGGAAACCGACACCAGGAGCUUUAUAGUUUAUUGGAACGAAUAAAUCCAGACCACAAUUUUCCUGUGAGCUCUCACUGCCUGCGAGCUGCCGCCUUCUACAUCCGGGGAUUGUUCUCCUUUUUCCAAGGGAGGUACAACGAAGCCAAGCGCUUUUUGCGGGAGACGCUGAAAAUGUCCAAUGCGGAAGACCUGAAUCGGCUAACUGCUUGUUCCCUUGUGCUUCUGGGCCACAUAUUCUAUGUGUUAGGGAACCACAGGGAAAGUAACAACAUGGUCGUGCCGGCGAUGCAGCUGGCCAGCAAGAUCCCAGACAUGUCCGUGCAGCUGUGGUCGUCCGCACUCUUGAGGGAUCUGAACAAAGCAUGUGGAAAUGCUAUGGAUGCACAUGAAGCUGCACAGAUGCACCAGAACUUCUCCCAGCAGCUUCUCCAGGACCAUAUUGAGGCCUGUAGCCUUCCGGAGCACAACCUCAUCACGUGGACGGACGGACCCCCACCUGUCCAAUUCCAGGCGCAGAACGGACCCACCACCAGCCUGGCCAGUCUGUUGUGAAGGAGCGGCACAUCCUCAUAAGGAUGACCAGCUGUCUUUCGUUCCCUUUACCCUAUGCUUUUUCUAACAAAGACCCAACGAUGGACUGCAGCUUCCUCACCUCUUUAGGAGUUGCCUCAGGAGUAUAUUUCAUAGACUCACACUAUGGCAUAGCCGUUCUGAACUCCUUUUUAAGGUUUCUGUACAUAUAUAUAUUUAUAUAUAUACAUAUAUAGAGCGAGAGAGUGUAUGUGUGGAGAGAGUGUGUGACCUGUUAAUUACAGGGGUGUGUUUAUACUUAUGUGUGCAGUGGUGUGAGAGGGGAGUUUGCAGUAUUUCCCUUCCUGCUUCCCAGAAUUAGGAUUUACCUGAUUUACUGCUUUAAUCAAGUGGAAUCUUUAUGAUUUUUUAAAAAGAGGAAACGCCUGAAGAAACUUGGUAUAAAUGGAUAGCGUAGAGGUGAAGAAAAGCCUUUCUACUUUACCCUGUCUCUGGAAACGCCACGUCUUUUAAGCCUU